Molecule: messenger RNA, 1772 nt
Organism: Manduca sexta (tobacco hornworm)
Lineage: Eukaryota; Metazoa; Arthropoda; Insecta; Lepidoptera; Sphingidae
Product: lipase member H-A
Exons: 3
Coding region: 74-1156 (360 amino acids)
Molecular function (GO): lipase activity
Source: RefSeq, a predicted model, not a curated record
CGUGCCACACUGGUACAUUGACAUUGGUUCGUUGGAGACGUAUCUUCAAAUAAGGAAAAAAAUAUAUAAAAAAAUGGUGCGUCGAUUGUAUAAUUUUUUAAUGUUUUCGAGUGUGGUGUCUGCCAUGUACAGUUCGAAAGCCAUGGAGGGCUAUCCUACAGGAUAUUUAGCGGAUUGUCCAGGAGGCGACAGGGAAGCGAUAAUCUCACGAAAGACCCUGAAAUACCUCACUCUAACAGUCAUAGGGAAGGGAAAUAUUCAGAACGUCAAGAAAACCAGAUACACAUACUUCCAAAUGAAAAGCCUGGCAAAAGAUCCUGACAUAGACUUUAAGAAGAAAACUGCCAUAUAUGUGGGAGGGUAUUUGGACAGUCCAAACUUUCCCUUCGCGUCUGUACUGGGACCAGCUUAUAAGAAGCAAGGAUACAACGCGUUACUGCUAGAUACGAAUAAGUUUACGACUAUGGAGUACCCUGUUGCCGUGCGUUACAUGCGACCUGUGGGGCAACACGUUGCAGAAAUGCUGGUAAACCUAACGAAAGAAGGUCUGGACCCAAAGAAAGUCGAAUUAAUCGGCCUCAGUCUAGGCGGGCAAACCGUCAGCUUUAUAGCCAAGAACUUCAAACGUAUGACUGGAGUGACCUUGGGCAGAAUCACUGGUUUGGACCCGUCUGGACCUUGCUUCAGGAACUUGGGACCUGAUGACAGAUUGGACCAAGCAGACGCUGAUUUCGUUGACGUUAUCAGCACCAACAUUGACGGUUUUGGCAUGGCGGCACCAGUAGGCCACGUCAAUUUUUAUGUCAACGGGGGAGAAUUCCAACCGGGAGACAUACUAUGGAUGCCAUGCAACGUUCUUUGCAGUCAUAUAAGGUCGUAUACCAUAUGGCUAGCGGCUCUUCAAAACCCAGAUUCCUUUAUAGCCAUGCAGUGUGAGUCAGUGCAGCAAGCAAGAGAAAAGAACUGCUAUGACAAUAAACCAAUGGUUACUAAUGUCCUGGGUUUAGAAACAGACCACAAUAAAACUGGAAUAUUCUUUUUGGCGACACAAAACAACUUUCCUUAUUACCUCGGCACCAAUGGGUUGAAAAGAGAGUAUGAAUUUUUCCAUGCUCAUAUGAAAGAGAUCACAGAUAAUGAUCCGAUGAAAAUGUGAUUUGUUUUUCUUUUAUGGAGGAAUACCAAAUUUACGCAGGAGGAGUGGGUCGAACAGUUGACUUUAUUUUGUGCUAGAGGGAGCAAAUAAUCAAGGUCUUUGGCUGAGUGUAAAAGACUUUACGGGAGUGAAAUAUUUUAGUACCAAGAGUUGAUGCUUGCCGAAUUUGAUAAGUAGAUUUUUUUCAUGAAUAAUUUUUAUUGAAGAUAUUGAAUUUACGCGAAUAAGUAUAAAGCUUUAACCGCGCAAAAAGAUUGCUUUGAUACAAUCUUUUUUACAUGUUUUACCAAUAUAAUAUGUAGAUAAUGAAAAACAGAAAAAAAAUAUAGGUAACUUUUUGUAUAUAUAAAUUAAAACCUAAAUCAAAUGAAGAAGAGUGUAAAGAGACGGGAAUCCAUUUAAUUAUCUAAUGCACUGUUUAGUUUUAAAUAUUAUUCAUAAGUAUUUUUUUUGUAAAUAAUAUAAAUAAAGUUUAUUUAUAAGGUUCCUAAUAAAAUGUAUAAGUAAUGCCAUCUAUUAUAUCAAUAUGUAACUAUAAUGACGUCUUUAAUAUAAUGUACAAAUAGUUCGUAGCAUCACCACUAGAUGGGAGUAUUAAUAAAAAAGUUAAGGAAAA